Molecule: messenger RNA, 1143 nt
Organism: Triplophysa dalaica
Lineage: Eukaryota; Metazoa; Chordata; Actinopteri; Cypriniformes; Nemacheilidae
Gene: opn8c
Product: opsin 8, group member c
Biological process (GO): G protein-coupled receptor signaling pathway
Cellular component (GO): membrane
Molecular function (GO): G protein-coupled receptor activity
Source: RefSeq, a predicted model, not a curated record
AUGUUUACGAAUACAACAAGGCAUGAAGAACUCAAUGCAGAAUACAAUCUGGACAUUUUUACCUCUAAACUUGCACCGUUGGCUGAUAUUGCUGUCGGACUCGCCAUCAUGUCAAUAGUGAUACUGUCAGUGGCGGGAAAUGGAGUAGUGCUUGUAAUCUCUUAUCGCCGCCGAAGGAGGAUCAAUGGCUCAGAGCUGCUCUGUGUUAAUCUGGCAGUGGUUGAUUUCCUCUGCUGCAUCUGCUUCUACCCGCUGUCAAUCACGUCAUCCUUCAGUCACGUAUGGCUGGGACGUCACACAUCCUGUGUUUACUAUGGCCUAGGCUUGUGUGGCAUGUUCACUAUAGCUGCCAUCAGUGUCAUCCGUUACAUCAAGACCUGCCAUGCCGUGUGGAUAGAAGGAUCAGUUAUCUGUCUGGCGUGUGCAGUCACAUGGUUAACAGCAGCUGUUUGGUCAUCAUUACCGCUGUUCGGCUGGGGCGAGUAUGUGCCUGAACCGUAUGGCAUCUCAUGCACGGUGGCCUGGCGUCGCUACCACGCAUCACUGACGGAUGCAGUUUAUGUGAUUUGCACCUUCGUCUGCUUCGUGCUCGUCCCCAUGCUACUGAUCGUGAUUUUGCAGUGCAAAAUUCUGCUGAAGGUCUUCCACUUCACACGCAUACUCUCCGCAAAGGGCAUCCACAGCAACCUCCGGCAGGCAGAGAAACAGCUGUCUGUGAUGUUUGUGUGCAUCAGCAUGGGUUUCGUCAUUGCCUGGGCUCCCUACACCGUUGUUUCCUUCCUGUUUAUCUUCCACAAAGACGCGGGGUACAUGGCACCAGAGGGCUUCGUCUUUCCUGCGCUCUUUGCCAAAAGCUCCCACAUCUACAACCCCUUCAUUUACUUUUACUUCAACAGAGGAUUCCGACGGGAGCUCCGUAGCCUUCUGUCUUCGGUGUGGCAGGGGCUGGUCCCUAACCGUGUUGGAGUCUACAGAGGUCACAGUGUCAAUCCCAUCCAGUUUCAACUCCAGGAGCAGAAUGUGGACCCUGAACAGGUUCAGGACAAGAGUGACCGUAGGCCUGGUCUGUAUAGUCACGUAGUCUGCUGGGUGUCCAAGAUACGAGUGACACCAUCCACCAACCGUUUACCCACUUCAACUUAA